UUGGUAUAAGAGUUAAAGCUGAGUUACGUUUUGCUUUGCUUGGAAUUUAUUUGGUUCUCACUCUCCUUCUUCCCUUUGCUGUUAGCUGUGGUUGAAGCCAAUCAUGUUGAAAGUAAAAACUCCCAAGACAGGAAAGGCUAGGCGAGAGCUUAAGAAACGCGCGCCUAAGCUUGAAGAGAACGGGAAGAAGACGCUGAUUCUUCACGGCACAAAGACGAGCAACGUGUUGAACUCUGUAUUGACGCAAAUUUACCACCUAAAGAAGGAUUCUGCGGUGAAAUACAGCCGGAAGAAUGCAGAUAUUAGGCCUUUUGAAAGCGGUGGCGAAACUUCCUUGGAGUUUUUCUCUCUCAAAACAGACUGCAGCAUAUUCGUGUUUGGUUCUCACUCAAAGAAAAGGCCUGAUAAUCUUGUAAUUGGGAGAACUUAUGAUCAUCAUAUAUAUGAUCUUGUAGAAGUUGGAGUUGAAAAUUUUAAGCCAAUGGAAACAUUUACGUAUGAUAAAAAACUAGCUCCACAGGCAGGGUCAAAGCCUUUCAUUGCUUUUAUUGGAGAAGGAUUUGAGAACGUAGAAGAGCUUAAGCAUUUGAAAGAAGUUCUGCUUGAUCUGUUGCGAGGAGAGGUCGUGGAAAAUUUAAAUCUUUCAGGAAUAGAUCGUACAUAUGUAUGUACAGCUGUAUCAUCAAAUAGAGUGUUCUUUACUCACUGUGCACUGCGGCUGAAAAAAUCUGGCACAAUAGUACCAAGGAUGGAGCUGGUAGAAGUUGGCCCCUCCAUGGAUUUUGUUGUUCGUCGACAUCGUCCUCCUAAUGAAAGCCUAAGAAAAGAAGCUAUGAAAAUUGUCAGGGAUCAGCCUAAGAAGGUGAAAAAUGUUAGCCAGGAUCCUGUAACGGGAAAGAUAGCGAAAGUAUACAUGCCAGAUCAAAAGGUUCGAGAGAUGAAUUUGCCCAAUAAAGCAAAGGGAGUAAAGCGGGAGCGGCGUGAAGCGAAAAGGAAAAAUGAGGGCAAUGAACAUGCAUCGAAAAGACAGAAGGAAGAUUCAUAGUAAUUGUUUCUGACUUGGCUGUUGGUGCGUAGAUUAUAAUUCUUUAAUCUUGCGACUGUUGGUUUUCUUUUUGGCCAACAUGUUUAGUUGGAUAAGAGCCAAAAUGGUGAGUAGAUAAGAGGCGGCAUGGGAGCUCCUAUCUUACGUGAAUUACUUUGACAAUGAAAUAUCUAAAAUAUUUCCUGUCGAGUAUGGAUCACAAUGAUAUAUUGUAGUUUGUCAAGUAUGUUUUUUAAUUGGAAAUUAUUUUAAUAGAAACUUCCUUUUUGUCUGAAUAUGGGUCAACAGUAUGAGAAACAUUUGAGAUUCACUUUUUUUGGAGUUUUUGUUUGGGCGAAGAGAAACGGUAUAUGAUGUGUGACCGAUGUUCUGAUGCAGUUGCAGUGAUUUAGUGUAAUUUUGAAAGUUAAAUAAAGUAUAAUUAAACAGCUAUUUGGUUC
Molecule: messenger RNA, 1485 nt
Organism: Ziziphus jujuba (common jujube)
Lineage: Eukaryota; Viridiplantae; Streptophyta; Magnoliopsida; Rosales; Rhamnaceae
Product: ribosome production factor 2 homolog
Exons: 6
Coding region: 104-1045 (313 amino acids)
Biological process (GO): ribosomal large subunit assembly; maturation of LSU-rRNA from tricistronic rRNA transcript (SSU-rRNA, 5.8S rRNA, LSU-rRNA)
Cellular component (GO): nucleolus
Molecular function (GO): rRNA binding
Source: RefSeq, a predicted model, not a curated record